GGGAGGGAGAGGCAUAAGGAUAGGCAAAGAGCAAAGUUAGAGUGUCACUGCCAAAUGCGCUCAGUUACGCACAGAAACCCACAUCCAGGACUGGAGUGCAUGGUGUAAAGGAGCUGGUCUAGUUUCCUUGCUUUGACAGAAAAAGGGAAAAGAAGUCUCAUCAACAGCUUGAUCAUCAGAGCCCAGCAAAUUUAGCAGCUAUUUAUCCGCACAGGAAUGGUGGAUCACUUGCCACUUGGUGAGGAGACCUUCCUGUAUUAUUCCUGCUCUCAAGGGUCUGACUACAGUUCCGCCUCUCACCACACCAAGGGUGGUGUUGCACAGGGCAUCAUGGUGACGGAUGCAUGCACCUAUCAGCACCACCCUUACCAAGGUUUGACGCUCUCUUCCUCACCAUGUCUCUCGGAAGAUGACCUCAGUGACCCAUCAAGCCCUCGUUCCUCCCUCUGCUCCAGCCCUGAGUUCAUGCCAUCAGCAUCACGGAACAUCCUCAGCUCUAGCUACGAUAGCAGGGACAGCAGGAGUAGUGGGUGUUCCAACUCAUCAGUUGAAGACAAUCAAGAGAGCCUUUUGGACCUCCUUCUCUCACAGGCCUCAAUUACCACCUCAUUGAGCUCCAGUAGUGGCAAUAUUUCCGUAUCCUCAUCCAUUCCCUUCUCAUCACCAGCCUCCUCCACCUCAUCAUCUCCAAAAUCUCCUUUUUUGACAAUGGGCCCAGCAUGGGAGCCCAAGAGGGAACAGCGUCUUGGUGCUCAGCAACAGCUGGCAAAAGAGGAGUGUUUCGAGUUUCCAGUCUUCCUCGAUGAGCUCCAGGAUCCUGAAGCACUCCUCUUUCAGCCAACUCUAGAGGAGAUUGAGGAGUUCUUAGAAGAGAACAUGAUGGUGGCAAUGGAAAAUGAAGAGAAUGGUAGCGAUGAAGAAAUGUCACCUCCCAUGUCUAUAUCAGAUGACAAUGAGCCUGAAGGUUCAGUGACACUCGCAGGAGAUCUUAAGUCACCAUCACAACACUUAGAUCAGACUGUGCCUGUGGCCUCCAAUUCAAAGGCCAGGCAUGCAGCAUGUGCAUCAGGUACAGAUGGCUUACCAGUGACUGAUGGUAAUAGAUGUGUAGCUACUUCCACUGACACUUGUGUUGAUGGGAUCAAGCAGGAAGACUGUGGAUCGCUGACACCUUUAUCAGAAAGUGCUACCACUGCCUCAAGUGUGCCUGUCAUUCUCCAAAUCCAGCCCAUACAGGUCAAACAAGAACCAAAUUCCAGUGCUGUAUUAGACACUGCCCCUCAUCAGUCACAGAAAACCCAUUCCCAACCAACUGAGUCCCCAUCGUCAAUCAAAAUUGCCCAGCUCCUGGUCAACAUCCAAGGGCAGACAUUUGCUUUAGUACCUCAGUUGCUUUCACCUACAACAGCUAACUCUGGCAAACCAGGAAUUGCAGCACCGUCCAAAUUUGUCCGGAUUGCACCGGUGCCCAUUGCAGCCAAACCCAAUGGGCUCGGGGAAGGGGGAUUAGGCCUCGGGGGUUCAGCAACAGGUGUCCUUGGUGGAGGUCAACGAUAUCAGAAGAGCACAGUGGCAGACCUCAUUAAAAUGCACAAGUGUUCAUUUCCUGGCUGUAAUAAGAUGUACACCAAGAGCAGCCACCUUAAAGCACAUCUAAGAAGACACACAGGGGAGAAGCCCUUUGCAUGCACGUGGCCUGGCUGUGGAUGGAGAUUCUCCCGGUCUGACGAGCUAUCCAGGCACCGCCGCUCCCACUCUGGGGUAAAGCCAUAUCAGUGCAUCGUCUGUGAGAAGAAGUUUGCCCGUAGUGAUCACCUGUCGAAACACCUCAAAGUCCAUCGCUUUCCCCGAAGCAGCAGGACAGGACGCUCUGUAAACGGACCUCUCUGACCUCCUCUAUGACAGAGUGACGCUCAGCAGUAGAGAAGGACUGGAGGGGUGUAUGUCUGUGACGAAAGACUAUGUAGGACAGUCCAAACUCCCCUACAAGGACUCUGUAAAGGGCUCUAUGUGCGUGUGACGCACAUUCUUGGUACUGUGAUAAUUUAUUGAGUGACAAAGAGAGGACUGUACAAACUAAACAGGAAACUGUUACUUGAUGCAGCAAUGUCACAGGUGGAAUAAGCUUUUCCUUUAAGCCAAUUUUAUUCUCGAAUCUUUUAGCCAAUCGAUUUUUAAGGCAAUCUUUUUUUUUACUAGGUGAAUUUUUUGAACUGAGAAUUUAUAUCAAUCCAUUUUAUAUCACCUGGGGAUUUACUGCUGUUUUAAAUCCAAUUUCAUACUUAUAGAUCCAAUAUAUAAAUAUUCUUAAAUCUCAUUUCCUAAUUACAUAAUUUUGGAGCCUAUGAAAGUAAAAGAAACUACAGAUCAGGGUAGUGAGAUCAUGGUUGAGUUAUUUCUCAUGGAUUUCAAGGAAACAGAUGAAAAUUCUUUUAGCUUUAAAAAUGUUUCUUUGAUGCCCCUGAGUCUCGAAAGUUGAAAAAAAUACACCAUAAAUAAUGCAAUCAAGAACCAAGCUUGGUUUCAUGUUGAUUUAGUGUUUUCCAUCAUAGAACAACACACUGUGUAAUUAGCACUGGCACAGACAACAUUUUCGGUGGUCUGUCCGAGUGGAGAGUCUGUUUGGGUAAAAUGUGUUCUUUUACUGCAAUCUGAGUCAGUUUUCAGUUGCAAUCUAUCAGAUUAAAAUGAGCUACUGUGAGCUAAUGAUGGAUCCAAAUUAUCCCAUGUUUUCUCAUCAUGCUAUCUUGCAAUGUCAUUCAUAUUCAAAAAUUGUAUUUACUUGAUGUGACAUUUGUGAAAUAACAGCAGACUUCCUUUGAAUAAGCUGAGGCAAUUUUUUUGUUUUACAAAAGGUUUUUCAUCCUACCAUAGGAAAGGAAAUGUGAAUGGGGAAAUUAAUCAUCUUCUUGAACUCUCUGCAUCAGUCCAAUGCGAUAACCUACCAAAAUUUUCAAUGGUCUAACUUAAAGAGAAACUAACAUCGCUUGCAUUUUAAUUUGUGCGCUAUUUGUGUAUUCACAAACACAGGAGAAUGCAUCUGGAAUUUUUUCUCCCCCUUCAGUGAUUAGAGACUGACUCAAAAUAGGUUGGGCAAUCAUGUUUCAGUGCUAUGAUUUAAGGUGGAAUAUAUAUAUAUAUGUAGCAGAGGCAGGAGAUACAGAGCCUAAAGCCAAGCCAAAAUAAACAUGGCAGAAAAGGAGGAUGCACACAUACAGCAGCUGCUGCUAUCACAUCUGAAAAAGUAAAAGCAAGAGUGUACAUGUGUAAGCUGUCAUGGUUUUUCAUGGUGUCUGCUGCUAUUUAAAUUGUUACCAUGAUUGGCUGAAACCAAACUGUGGCGGGCACUAGAAGGUUGCUCGCCCAAACAGCCUGUACGUUUUUGCUGAAAGUCCCUCCCAUUCUGAACAGAUUUGAUUGAAGCAAUCUUAGAUUAAUACAGAAGCAGCCACAAAAUGGCCCUUCUCAGGCAAACGCCAACCAAAUGGCAGCCCACUUCCCUGCAACUCCAAGCAAUAUCCCAUCCAACUUCCAGCCACUAGUCUUCUCCUGGGCAUGCAUUGUUUAUACUCUGACUACACACUUUCACUGAAUUACAGGGUCUGACCAGGAGAUGACGCUUUCUUUAGAUCUUAAUCGUAAUGUCCCAAACAAUACAUGUAUAUGCCUAAACACAAAGUUCUGUUUGUUGAGGCCGUAACAAUCUGCCUCAUCUGCUCUCCACCACAGGUGGUGCGCUGGGUUUGAGAAGGGGCUGUCAUUUGUUUACCAGCAUCAAACAUAGUUUGCUCCUGAGCUAUUUCUAGGUGUUGUACCUGUUUUUAAAUCCCUCUGGUGAACUCAUGAUCAAAUGGUCAGGUGGCCUGAUGCAUCAUGCUAAGGGAAUUAGCAUGCCAAUGCAGGCAAUGUUCAUCUGGGACUCAGAAACACACUGAACAAAACUUAUUAGAAACAAUGUAGAGAUUUAACAUCUCCUAAAUAAAAUAUUGAUUAAUGAAAUAUUUCAAAUCACCAAAAUAAGCUAAAAUGUAGACCUUGGUGUGACUUGAUACUCUGAGAAAGUAUUCACCUGUUCACACAUUGAUUGUAUGAUUUUAAUAGAUAAGGAAACUAUUGCUAAAAUAAGCAAAAAAAAAUACUUUUCUUUAUUAAGUAUUUCCUCUUAUGCUUAUGUCAGGAUAAUUCUUUAAGAAAUUAGAAACCUGAAUAAACUGUCUAAAAAAAACUGCUUUCAUAUCUUAGAUUAAAGAUUCUACUGGAUAUUUUUUUUUUUUAUUGAAAUGGUUCAACUGAAAAAGAUAAAAAUUCUGCAAAGAAAUCCAAACAAAAACUAAAGGUUUCCAUUAAUGUAUCAUUCAUUUAUCUAACCAUUUAUCAGUUAUUGUUUAUCUGAUUUUGCUUAAACCUGUACAAAAUACAACAAAAAAACAAGCUGUUUUGAUGCAUUUACUGGCUACAUAAAAAAAUUUAAUUUUCUGCAUAUGACAGAAAUUAAAAAUAACAUUAAGAACGACUCAUUCUUCUCUUUUUUGAGUUUGGAUCAGGAAUCAUCAGUGGAAAAAUUGAAUGAUCUUAAACACUAAAUAUAACUAAACAUGCUGUUCAUAAUGAUGGACAGAGACUCUUGCUUUGA
Messenger RNA from Cyprinodon variegatus (sheepshead minnow), 4633 nucleotides. Its product is annotated as Krueppel-like factor 15. Gene Ontology annotation, biological process: regulation of transcription by RNA polymerase II. Bases 217 to 1890 code for a protein of 557 amino acids. Gene Ontology annotation, molecular function: RNA polymerase II cis-regulatory region sequence-specific DNA binding; DNA-binding transcription factor activity, RNA polymerase II-specific. Lineage: Eukaryota; Metazoa; Chordata; Actinopteri; Cyprinodontiformes; Cyprinodontidae. The transcript has 3 exons. The record is from RefSeq and is a predicted model, not a curated record.